Monodelphis domestica (gray short-tailed opossum) is the source of this 3419-nucleotide messenger RNA. It is a transcript of the gene FJX1, whose product is annotated as four-jointed box kinase 1. The record is from RefSeq and is a predicted model, not a curated record. Gene Ontology annotation, biological process: cell-cell signaling. Lineage: Eukaryota; Metazoa; Chordata; Mammalia; Didelphimorphia; Didelphidae.
AAGGGGAGCUUUCUCGUUGUCCAGAUCGGUGGGAUCUCGCCCCUGCUCACUCACUCGACCAAAGUUGUUUUCAAUUGAGCAGGCUCCAGAUACUGGACGCUCCCCUCAUCCUCAGGGGUUCUGGGAGAAUUCCCAGGGAGUUAUAUAAGGAACGAAGAGUGAAUCAGACCCAGCAGAAACCGGGGAGAAAAAUGGGAGCCGCCGGGAGGAUGGGGUCCAAAAGCGCAGCUUAACCCCGUCUUUCUGGGGGCAUCAGAAGCACCAAUGUUUCCUCCACAGGCAGUGUCAAGACCAGAGGACAAAGCCGUCUGUCGCCCGAGAGGGAGAGCCUGAGGGGGGGGGGGGGGUCAGCUAGCCCCCUCCCUUCAGCCGCUGGCUACUCUCUCCAGCCCCUCGCUAUCCUGGAGAGCCGGGGGCCUCCCCACCUGGAGCCUUAGUUCCACCACCUCCCUUCUGGGUUCUGGUGCUGGGCGUGGGACCCGCUGAUCCCAUCUGGAAGGAGAGAGACAUCGCCGCUUUAAGGAAAAGGGGUGAAGGGAGGAGGGCUGCUAGGGGAGGGAGGAACUGGAGGAGGAGAAGGAGGUGGAGAAGGAGGAGGAGGGGGGAUAUCCCCGCGCUCCCACGUGGUCCCGGUGCCUGUGAAUCGCGCCUGCCGGAGGGUCUCACAGCGAAAUACAAAAGCGGCUGCUAAGCGGCUGGGAGGAGAGUUCCCAGCGCUCGGCCGAGCCAGAGCCGGAGCGGGAGCCGGAGUCUGAUCCGGAGUGGGGCCAGGCACUGAGAGGCGGCAGCAACAGUAGCAGCCUUAGCCUCGGCGGCGGCGGCGGCGGCAGCAGCAGCAGGAGCAGCGCCGAAGCCCCACAGCCACCAUGGGGCACAGGCGCCACGGGCCCGGCGGCCACUCGCCUGCCGGGGACGCUUCGCCGCCGGGGCCCCGGCCCCGGGGCUCGGCUUGAAGCAGCGGCAGCGGCCCGCCCCCGGAGCCCCUAUGGGCUGGAGGAUGCGGGGGCCCGGCAGCGCCGCCGCCACCAUCGGACUCUGGGUCUUGGCACUGGGUUUGCUUCUAGCGCUGUGGACCGGGCUCGCGCAGCGGGCGGAGCAGCACCCCUUCCCCGGGCUGGGACUGCUGCGCCCCGGGAGGAGCAGUGUGAAUCGCGCGGCAUCCCCGGUUCUACUCCUUCCCCGUCUACGGCCAGGGGACGCCCGCGGCAGCCCCGCGAAAACUUUCCGGGCACUGCUCACUGUGCCAGCAGCCCGGGAGAGCCUGCCCCAGCUCUUACCCGAGUCGGAGGAGCUGAGGCAGCCGGGGCACGUGGAGGAGCCCCAGAGGGGCGGCCCAGCUGCCGUGCAGGGCGGGAUCUUCUGGAGCCGAGGCCUGGAGGAGCAGGUGCCCCGCGGCUUCUCCGAGGGGCAGGCGGCUUCCUGGCUGGAGGCGGCGCGCGGGGCCCGGGUGGUGGCCCUGGAGCGCGGGGGCUGUGGGCGCAGCUCCAACCGGCUGGCCCGCUUCGCCGACGGCACCCGCGCCUGCGUGCGCUAUGGCAUCAACCCGGAGCAGAUCCAGGGCGAGGCCCUGUCCUACUACCUGGCCCGGCUGCUGGGCCUCCAGCGCCACGUGCCCCCGCUGGCGCUGGCGCGGGUGGAGCCGCGAGGCGCGCAGUGGGCGCAGGUGCAGGACGAGCUGCGCGGCGCGCACUGGGCCGAGGGCAGCGUGGUGAGUCUGACUCGCUGGCUGCCCAACCUCACAGACGUAGUAGCCCCUGCUCCCUGGCGCUCAGAGGACGGGCGCCUGCGGCCCCUGCGUGGCGGUGGGGGCGAGCUGGCCAACCGCAGCGAGCCCGAGCUGGUGGAGCUGGUGCAGUGGACCGACCUGAUCCUCUUCGACUACCUGACGGCCAACUUCGACCGACUGGUCAGCAAUCUCUUCAGCCUUCAGUGGGACCCGCGGGUCAUGCAGCGCGCCACCAGCAACCUGCACCGCGGCCCCGGAGGAGGGCUGGUCUUCAUAGACAACGAGGCGGGCCUGGUGCACGGCUACCGGGUGGCCGGCAUGUGGGACAAGUACAACGAGCCACUGCUCAAGUCCGUGUGCGUCUUCCGCCAGCGCACCGCCCAGCUGGUACUGGAGUUGCACCGGGGCCAGGACGCUGCCGCGCGGCUCCUACGCCUCUACCGGCGCCACGAGCCCCGCUUUCCCGAGCUGGGCGCCCUGGCCGAGCCCCACGCGCAGCUGCUACAGCGCCGCCUCGAUUUCCUUUCCAAGCACAUUUUGCACUGCAAGGCCAAGUACGGCGGACUGUGACUUGGGACUGGAGCUGGGGCGGGGUGGAUUGGGGGAGGAGAGGCUGGAAAAGUGCAGGACAGCUGCACUUUGGAGUCGGGGAUGGAAGGUCAGCUCUCCCCUCGUCCGUCCCGGAGCUGUUGAGCCAACGCCCACUGAAUAACCCAAGCCGGGAGUCUUUCAAAGAUCUCUCCCGUCCAAACUUCCUCCCUCCGUCCCUGUGUGCCUCCGUGUCUCUGGCUCUCUCUAGCUCUAUCUCUCUGUCUUCCCCUCUCCCCACUCAGUCCCACACUGUCUCCUUUAAAAGUUCUCCAGGAGGGGACGGUGGCUAGAGCCUUCUCUUCUCCCGUCUCCAUUCAGGACCUUUGGCUGUGCCUGGAUGUUGUUUCCCGGCUGCCGAUCGGGAUUAGCCCCCGAGUCUGGGGGUUACAAUUGUCUUCCCCCGAAACUUGAGAGGAUAAAGUCCAGAAGGACUCCAUUUGGGUGGAUGGGAUUUGUAUUUGUUUUUAUUUUUUCUUGUCCCACUCCCCACCUUUUACCAAGGAGGUUGGGGGAGGGGAGGAUGGAGGGUGGAUUGCAUCCCAAAUCGAAUUCUGUCAUUAACAUCCCACGCAGCAGGCGCUUUCUACUGGUCUCUGGAGUAGCAGACAUGCCAUUACACGGUGCAGCUCUGUUCAUGUGUGCAUUCUUUGUUCUAAGGAUGUAACCGCUGUUAAUGGCAAGGCAAAACGGAUAUGGAGACCAGAGAUGCCAGUAACUCAGAACAGCCCUCGGGAAGCCUCCCGAACAGAUCCAGCUCCUUCCACUCAUUUGUUAAACUGUCAUUUGGCCUGAAAACGACAAUACCGAAAGGACUGGAUAAAACCAAUCAAAAAUAAUGGAUUUUCCUCCCUCUUGACCCCCUACCCCUCUCACCCCCCAGAAACCCCCUAGAUGUUGACAGUGACCAGAAUCUCAAGAAAAGAAAAAAAAGGGGGGGGGGGGGAGAAAACCCAGUUUCAUGCACUUUACUUUGCUUUUUUAAUUUUUUAUUAAAAAGAUUUUUUUAAUUUGACAGAAUCUGCCUUCUCUGUAUAUAUAUGUGCAUAAACUAUUGUGUAAAUAUACUAAACAGACUUAUAUUUCAAUAAAAGGGGAUUUAAAA